UCUUUAUGGUUUUCAUGUCUAAACCAAAUGGAGUUGUUGCUUCAUUUAUUUUCCUACUCGUUUUCUCCUCCCUGUUGACACCAAAGAUGGUAGUUUUUGGAUCACGGGCUCAUGAUCAUGAACGUACCUUGAAGAGACCCGAUCCCCUUCGACGGUUGAAGGACUACCAUGGAUUCUAUAACGUCACCAACAAGCAUUACUGGGCCUCGGCGGCAUUUACAGGAGUUCAUGGAUUUGCAAUGGCGGGAGUUUGGACAUUAUUUGGAGUAUGUCUUGGAAUUUUCUUGAUUUUCAAGAACAUAAGCAGCAACGAAUCUUCUUCUUCCUCUUCUUCUUUUACGGACCAUUUGGAUCGUUACUGUUUGUUUUUGUUUACGUUGUUCCUCCUCUUAACGUUGCUCGCCAUAAUGGAAAAACCUCCAUUCACCCUAAACUUUUUUAAGCUGACCAAAGCCAAUUCAGGCCAAAGAGUUGCUGCCAGCUUUGUCAUUGCAGCAAACCAAAGCUCUCUACAAAGAACAAAGAAAUUAAAAAACACUAUUGUAAAUGCUGGAGAGGAUGUUAGCAGAUCCAUCCGAAAACUAAUCACCGCAAUGACAAGAAUGCAAUACCUUCUGCUUCCUUAUGAUCGAAAGACUUCUCAGCAAUUGAAUGUGACAACUCAUAGACUAGGAAAGGAAUCAAGGACCAUUCGAAAUUUUGUUAGAAGACAUGAACAAUCAAUCAAUGUGGCAAUUCAAGCUUCGUACUUUGCGCAUCUUGUGAUUGCCAUUGUCAACUUGCUGUUGUUGAUUGCUGCAUUAGUUCUGCUCCUGUUACAUUGGCACCCCGGACUUAUCUUCAUAAUUCUUUUCUGCUGGAUCUUAACAGCUCUGUGCUGGUUUUUGACUGGCUUUGAUUUUUUCUGUCACACUUUGAUUGAAGAUACUUGUUCAGCUAUUGAAAAUUAUGUGCAAGACCCCCAAAACAACAUUUUAAGCUCAAUAUUACCCUGCAUGAAGUCAAAAAAUUCAGACAAAAUCUUGACUGGAAUUGGCUCCACUAUCCAUGAUUUCAUAGACGAGGUAGUACUAAAUCGAUUAUUGAACUUAAAAAUAACUGAGGUAUAUUCAAGAAUCGGGUUGAAUGAACAAAAUGAUGAUUUAUUCGGCUUUGGGAUGAUAUGUGACCCGUUCUCCGGAGCACCUGACUACAGCUAUGUACCUGAAGAUUGCCCUGAGCAUGCCAUCCCCAUUGGCGACAUACCAGAUAUGCUUUCAAGGUUCACCUGUUACAAAGAAAAUUCUACUCAAAAAUGCUUAAGUGAUGGAAAAUUCCUUCCUGAGGAUACUUACAAUAAGGCAUCGGCUUAUAGCUAUUCUGUCCAGGACAUGCUUAAUGUAUUUCCUGAUCUGCAGAACUUGGCAGAAUGCACCAUGGUAAAAGAUGCAUUCUCUGAGAUUUUCCUGCAUCAAUGCAGGCCAUUCAGGAAAUCGCUACGAUGGCUUUGGGCAUCGAUGCUAUCUCUUUCAGUUUUCAUGGUGUUUUUAGAGUUAACUUGGAUUCUGAAAGCUUACCAAGAAAAGGGAAGAAGCUUUUCUAGAUGUUCAUUAUUCGCUAACCCUAGACAGACAGCAGAAUAG
Messenger RNA from Durio zibethinus, 1622 nucleotides. The record is from RefSeq and is a predicted model, not a curated record. Lineage: Eukaryota; Viridiplantae; Streptophyta; Magnoliopsida; Malvales; Malvaceae.